Messenger RNA from Phanerochaete carnosa HHB-10118-sp, 806 nucleotides. RefSeq lists its product as uncharacterized. The transcript has 3 exons. Lineage: Eukaryota; Fungi; Basidiomycota; Agaricomycetes; Polyporales; Phanerochaetaceae. Gene Ontology annotation, molecular function: glutamic-type endopeptidase activity. The coding region runs from base 1 to 771 and encodes 256 amino acids. Gene Ontology annotation, biological process: proteolysis. The record is from RefSeq and is a predicted model, not a curated record.
AUGCUCGUAUUCACCCUCUUCUUCCAGGCUCUCCUCGCUACGAGCGCGUUCGCGUUGCCCUCUUUCAAGGAGCGCCGCGAGGCCCGCGUUGCUCGCCGUGCCGGCAGCCUGCGCUCGUCGCACCCCAAGAUCACUAACGAGACCCAUCCUGAGUACAGCCCUAACUGGGCCGGCGCCAUCUUGAAUGCGGAUGCAGGAACAUACAAGAGCGUCACCGCUACUUUCACGGUUCCGACACCGCAGGAACCCUCAGGCUCUUCUGGCACGCACUCUGCGGCUGCCUGGGUCGGCAUAGACGGCGAUACUUGCCAGAGCGCCAUCCUGCAAACUGGCGUUGACUUCACCGUUGACGGCACCCAAGUGUCCUACCAGGCCUGGUACGAGUGGUUCCCAGAGGCUGCAUAUAACUUCACGGACAUCAACUUCAGCCCCGGCGACAGCGUCACGUUGACCGUUACCGCAUCGAGCACGACGUCGGGCACGGUCGUCAUCACGAACAACAGCAAGGAUCAGUCCGUUCAACGGGCUCUCACGUCGGACUCUGCGCUCUGCCAGCAGGAUGCCGAGUGGAUCAUCGAGGACUUCGAGGAAAACGGCUCGCAGGUGCCCUUUGCCAACUUCGGCACCGUUACCUUCACCGACGCGUCCGCCGGCACAAGCACGGGCUCGGUUGGCCCCUCAGGCGCGUUCCUCACGGACAUCUAUCAGGAUGACCAGCUCGUAACUUCCGCCUCAGUCUCUGAGUCGAGCGUUACUGUCUCUUACGUGUGAAAUGGCGCCAUUUGCGAAGUCCUGUACGGCACGGG